Messenger RNA from Epinephelus lanceolatus (giant grouper), 3812 nucleotides. RefSeq names its product phytanoyl-CoA 2-hydroxylase interacting protein (gene phyhip). Gene Ontology annotation, cellular component: cytoplasm. Gene Ontology annotation, molecular function: protein binding. NCBI's taxonomy places the organism in Eukaryota, Metazoa, Chordata, Actinopteri, Perciformes, Serranidae. The record is from RefSeq and is a predicted model, not a curated record.
AGCCAUCCCGCACCUCCUGCAGAGAGAGCAAGAAGAAAUAAAUCUCAGCUCCGGGCUCCUUCUGACUACUUUGGUGCUCCAGGCCAGACAUCCACUCCAACCUGGUGGUGUCUGGUCCAGCUGAUAAUGCAUGGACCCUGGGGUCGGUGUCCUGUUAUGCAAAGGGUGAGUUGUGAUGAAUAAAUCCACUAUUUUUGUUUUUUAAGAAAAUUUUAAAAUAUGCUAAUGUUUACACACCAUUGAAAUACAAGAGAUAUCGUCCUUUUUAAGGCAUCACAAAUGGUUUAUGUAAAUGGCCAGAAUUCUCUCCUCAACAGACUCACAGCCAGCCCGCCCUUAACAAACUGGCUAUUCCCACCUCUGGAGCCGAGAGGGUCAUUUGGACAGAGGCAGACUGUCAUGGCAUGACUAAUGAUGGAUGAUUGCAGUUUAAUUACACUCUGAGGGUAUCACUUUUCUGCGGCUGGCUGGAAAUAAAUCAAGCUUUUCAAUACCGCACACAGUCUGUGGAAUUAUGGCAAUGUAUCUUUGUCAUUUUUUAAAAACACAAAUACUGUGUGUUUGUGAAAGGACUUGCACUCUCACCAUCAGUUUAUCCCUUUUGUUAUCUGUCUUUAUUCUAUGCCCAUAUCCAUUGUUUCAGCAGCAGAUUAUCCAUUAAUCUGGGAAGGGUCUCUUUAAUCUCUACUGAAAUCCUAAAUUAAGUUGUCCCCAUGAGGUUGAACCAGUACAAAAACAUCCAUCUGAAAAUGAAGGGAAAUCUGCUUACUCUGGACUUACACAGUGGCAUCCCUCGCCUCCGGUUGGGCUGGGGGGAGAUGGCCUGUGGAGUUAGUCCAUAUGGCAUAACAGUUGGCACAUGUAUAUUUUUUGAGGUCUUGAUGGAGCUCUAUGUAAUUUACUGGGACAUCACUCAGCAUAAUCUCUUUUCAAUACGCAGUGGCCAGUGGAGCAUGUAAAAAAGAAAAAGCCUCAUAUUUUCCCCUCACAGCCCUCAUGCCCAUACUGACUCCAUAUCUGCGAGGUGACAUUUAUGCAAGUGUUCAGUCUAUAUCAGAGUGUGAGUGUGUGGAUUUUGCGCCUCAAGGCAGGCUUACUGGCGCCUGAUGUGUUGUGUAUGACUGGCUGGCGAAGGGCACAAUGCUGACGAGGUUGACUAGAGUGUCUCACCGUGGUCACACUCCAGUUGGAAAAUUCUCAUUUCUUGCUUCAUUUUGGAUUUAAUUCAUCCUGUGUGGCUGCGUACAGGAGUCAAGUAAACAUCAUGCUCAAGAGCCCAGAGCGAAAAUGAGACUGGGAGGAGGGGGAGUGAGGGAGGUGGAGGGGGGAGGUUAGAGUGUUUGUGUGACACAGAGAGUGAGCGAGAAACAGACUGAGAGAGGAGCCUGUGUGUUCGUUUCACCUCCUAAUCAGUUUUCCUGGGGGAUCUAUCAUCGACUGCAGCAUAGGAGGCAAGUAGAAAGGCAGAUAAAGAAGAUAGUAGAUAUCCGCGCGGCUGUAAUCUUCUUCCAUCUCAAAUUUGAGCUUCAUACAAAUGACAGAAAUGGAUGCCCCUCUCUCCACCCCCUGCAACAUCCAGAUUUGUGAGGUGACCUGCGACUCCUUCCGCAUUAUGUGGGACAUGACCCCUGAGGACAGCGCCAGAGCCACACACUUCUUCAUUGACCUAAGCCGCAAAGAGAGCAGGGACCCCAACCGCUUCAAACACAGGGAUGUGCCAACCAAGCUGGUGGCCAAAGCUGUGCCUCUGCCCAUGGCAGUGAGGGGACACUGGUUCCUCAGCCCGCGGACAGAGUACUGUGUUGCUGUCCAAACUGCUGUCCGACAGCCAGACGGCGACUACCUGGUGUCGGAAUGGAGCCAGGUGGUGGAGUUCUGCACCGGGGACUAUGCUAUGGAGCACCUUCAGCAGCUUCUUGACAAGGCCAAGGGCUCUGCAGGGAGGCUGCUGAAAUUCUCUGUGUUUUAUCGUAACCAACACCCAGACUACUUCGACUAUGUCAGGAGGGAAUGUGGAGGCCUGAUGCGUCCAGCUCUAAAAGACAUCAGUGGCAGUCAUGGUUCUCCUAUCAACGGCAAACUGCAGGGAGUCUUCUUCAGCUGCAACACAGAGUUUGAUACAGGCCUCCCUCCCAAAGACUCCCCAUACGGCCCCCUGCGUUUCCAGAUCCCAGCUGGACACCUGCUCAACCCCAACAUUUCUCUGUACUUUGCAGACUUCUACUGUAUGUACACAGCCUACCACUAUGUAGUGCUGGUGCUGGCCCCUGUUGGCUCAGAGGGAGAUAACUUCUGUCGCACCCGCCUCCCUAUGCUGGACUUGGCCUCCAACCCCUUCCUGACAUACAAUGCCCCCCAGAGACCGGAGGAGGAGCCUCUGUACUGCCAUGCCAGCGACGUCAUCCUUGAGGUGCUUUUCACGGAUCCGGUUCCUUUGGAUCAGGGCAGUGUGGAGCAGAUCAGCGGGCACCACCAGCUUAUGAGUCUGACUACUGCAAAUGCCAAAAAAGACCCCAGCUGCAAAGUGUGCAACAUCAGUGUGGGACGCUGAGGGAGGUGUAGGACAAACCUGGUUGUGUGAGCCUGCAAUACUGAAAGCCACAGCGUUGCACAAGGCAAAACAGUUGAGACCAUCACGUGUAGGUCAGAAAACAGUGGAAACAGCCCACCUCUCGGGGUGCGUGCAUGCUGCUGCCCCUCUUCCCUCCUGCCUGGACUAGAAUAGUGAGUAUUAUAUAGAAGACUUUACAAUGUGUUUCGCAGAGCUUCAUCAUGAUCACAGCUGGAAACACAGUCCAUCCAUGACUGCUGAACAAAACAUAAUUGAAGACAUGAUAGGCUUUAGAAGGCUGGAAAAUAUCUGUGCUCCUUAUUUAUUGACAGUCGCCUGUGCUCUCCUGUACUUUUGUGGCAUUUUAUGAAAAUCUUUUUCUUCUUUCUAAUUUACAUUUUUUCCCUUAAGAUGUGUUUGAUUUAAUUUUUGUUAUGCUGUACUACUAGUCUGAUGUGAUUUAUCUUCAAGAAACUUGUGUUUGAAACAACCUUAAAGUAAAAACGCUAGAAGAAUGCCCUUUUUAAAACACUGGAGGUCAUAACAAAUAUUUUCCUAAUUCUACUUGCAAUGUUCUCUCUUUUAAGUCACUGCCACAUUCUUUGUCCUAAAAAAGACUUACUACUGCCAAAUGUUUCAUAUUAAUUAUUAAUUUAGCUUAAACUCUAGUUUUCAGGAUCCCUGCCAAAUGCUCCAAUGCCUCUUAGAAAAAACUCAUUGUAGAGUUAUGAUUUGGAAAUUGUGUAAAUGUUGCACAGCAGACUUUUACUGCUGAAAAAUAUGCUGCAAUGUGACAAUGAAAGCAGAGCCAUUCUGUGCUGGGGCUUUAGGAGGAAGGUAAUAGGGAAGAUAGGAUCCCAAAGUUCCCUGCAAUCAGUCUCUGACAGCAAGCCCCGGCUCUAUAAACAGGGCUGAGCUAAGAUUAGCUUCUCUCUUGCUAUGGGGUUUCUGUUUGUCCCUGCCCAGUAAUCUCUGACCUAUAUGGCAAUCCCAGAAAUGCCCAAAGUGAAAGGGAUCCCAUCCCUGGUGCACAACAGUAACACAUGCACUGGUAAGUGGCCAAUAUGUAGGACAUGACAAAAGAGCGUGCAGUGAAAAUAAAAGGCUCACCCAUUUAAAACUGAAUGUGAAAGAAAACUGGAAAAGAAAAGUCAAUGGAACGACCUGUUUUAAAGACUUUUUUAUACAAAGCACUUACUAAGUCUAAAAAACGAUGAAAAUGAAUUCAAAUGUAAUAAAAAAAAUAUCCACCUCAUCUUUA